UUCCCCCCACCACCCCCUCCCUCCGCCUGUUCCCUGCCCUUCCUUUCAUCCGGAGAUCCUGACCCGGAUCUUUUCUGCCAGUCUCUCCCCCUCCCCCCGAAGCAGCCCUCGGAGCCCUGGGAUGGGGGGCCGGGCUUCCUCCCGGCUGAUCUUGGCGCCGAGGCAAUUGCAGCCUUCGUCCCCAAGGAGCGUGGCGGUGGGGAGGGAAGCGAGGCGUCUCGGGGUCUUCGUGCCCGGAUGCCCGACGCUGAGCUGGACGGGGGUGCGGCGGGUAUUCUGCACCGGGACGACAAGCUUUGCAAGGCUUUGAGCCUGGAAGCUCCGUUGGGAAGGAAGCGGGAGAAGAGAAAUCAUUGCUGCUGCAGCAGCGGCAGCGGAUCUUCCGAGCGGGCAGCGAUCCGGUGGCUAAACGGGUGCUCUAUUCACACACACCCCAAGGACAUCAGACAACUUCUGAAGAUGCAGUCCUGUGCAUCUGUUGAAGGAGGAACCACAGACCUCUGAACCCCUAUCCAUGAAACUGAUUCCGGACGCAUAACCAAGAGAAUUCCAGGGAAAUGUCUUCGUUGGAAUUCCCUAACGUGACAAUUAAGUUAGAAGACAAAGAAGAUGUUUCAUGGCUUCCAAACAACCAGGUGGCCGAAGGAAGUCGGAGUUUCUCAGUUGAUCAUUCAGGAUUUCCUGUUCCCAAGUCUGAAAUGAUCCAUGGGGGAGAUCCAUGGAUUCCAGAGCCUGCUUCACAAGAAAAAGAAAUUCCAGUAGAUUAUGGUUCUGAGCUUCCAGAUGUAAUAAUAAAGCUGGAACAGGAAGAAAUCCCGUAUGUUCCCUGCCCCCAGGUUUCAGAAACAAGUGUGACAUUCAAAACAGUCCAAUCAGGUGUCCAUGACAAAAUGUUGCAGAGAGAAAUACCAUUUUACUCCGGCUGUGUGAGACGUUUCCCUGACAAAGCCGACCGUGUCAAACAAGAAAACCAAAACACGGCGGAGAAGCCCCACAAGUGCUCGUGCUGCACCAAAAGCUUCAUGAAGCGGUCCAACCUUCGUACCCACGAGAGAAUCCACACGGGGGAGAAGCCAUUCCGUUGCUCUGAAUGCGGCAACAGCUUCAGCGAUGGUUCCAGUCUCAUCAGGCACAAGCGGAAGCACACCGGGGAGAAGCCGUACAGCUGCUCGGCGUGUGGGAAGCGGUUCAACCAGAGCUCCAGCCUCAUCAGGCACGAGCGGAGUCACACGGAGUAUAGACCCUACAAGUGCUUGGAAUGUGGGAAAAGGUUCAACCAGAGCUCCACCCUCGUGCGGCACGAAAGGAUCCACCGAGAACAGAGACUGUACAAAUGCUCGGGCUGCGAGAAGAGAUUUAUUCAGAGCUCCAGUCUCCUGGCUCACGAGAGGAUCCACCGGGGAGAGAAACCUUACAGCUGCACAACUUGCGGGAAAGGCUUCGUCCAGAAAUCUAACCUUCUGAUUCACGAGAUGAAACACACCGGUUUGAAGCCCUUCAAGUGUCUGGACUGCGGGAAAGGCUUCAAUCAGAAUUCAAGCCUCGUCAUACACCGGAGAAUCCACACGGGGGAAAAACCGUACAGUUGCUCGCACUGCCGGAGACCUUUCAGCGACAAGUCGAGCCUUAACAAACAUGAGCGAGCCCACCGAGGGGACAAACCGUACAAGUGUUCCAGCUGCGGGAAAAGCUUCGUGCGGCGAUCUCACCUUUUGACUCACGAAAGGAUCCAUACGGGGGUGAAGCCGUUCAAGUGCUCGGACUGCGGGAAAAGCUUCAGCAGCCGGUCACACUUGAUCAGGCACGAGGGGACGCACACGGGGGAGAAGCCCUACGAUUGCUCGUUCUGCGGGAAAAGCUUCAACCGGAAGUCCAACCUGACGAACCACGAGAGGACGCACACGGGGGAGAAGCCUUACAAGUGCUCCGAUUGCGGGAAAAGCUUCAGUGACAGGUCCAGCCUGAUUAAACAUGAGCGGAUCCACACCGGGGAGAAGCCGUACAGCUGUACAUCCUGUGAGAAGAGCUUCAGCGACAAAUCGAGCCUUAUCAGGCACGAGCGGAUCCAUACGGAGGAGAAGCCAUACAAAUGCUCCGAUUGCGGGAAAGGAUUCAACCAGAGUUCGAGUCUCAUUGUGCACGAGAGGACCCACACGGGCGAGAAACCCUUCAAAUGCUCCGAUUGCGGGAAAGGCUUCAUUCGCAGGACGAUUCUUAAUAAACACGAGAGAACCCAUGCUGGGGAGAAACAAAAAAGCGCGCGAGCUUCGGCGGCGGCGCGCGAGCAUGCCCGGGGCCGAAGAGGCGGCGCCCGCCCGCCCUAUCAUAAUAAGAGCUUCCCCCUCCUUUAUUCCCUCCCCCUCCGCUUCCCUUUCUUCUUCUUCUUCUUCCCCCGCUCUGUUUAUUCGCCCAGCCCUGCCCGGGCCCGUCUCCUGCCGCCGAAUCGCCUGGCGGAGCGCUGCGAAGUGGGAAUCCCCGCGUGCGAGAUGCCAGUGAAUUUCAAAGAAGUUGCUAUGUAUUUUCCAGAGGAUCAAGACCUGAUGUCGGAUAUAAAUCAAAGGAGUCUCUACGAAAGUGGCAUGCAGGAGAAUGCAGGUGGUGGGCAGAUCCAUGAGAAGAAGGAAGAUGUGUUAGGGCAAAACUAUAACCAAAAUCAACAAACUGGAACAUCCCCGGGCGCGGCGGGCAAAGUGGUUUCCUUGUUUUUUGAGGAAGGAGAGCCAACAGUGAAGCAUCUCAACCCAGAGAGGCAGCGGCAAUACCAUUUAGCAAAGAGAAGAGAUAGCUCUGCAGCUUACACCCAGGUCCCCCAGCCUCCGGGCCAGGGUGCAUCUGGAAAGACAAGGCGCAGAUCCAAGAUCCCAAGAACCUGUAAUGAAUGUGGGAAGACGUUCGCUCAGGCGUCCAACCUCCUGGCCCAUAAGCGGAUCCACACGGGCGAGAAGCCCUAUAAGUGCGUCCACUGCGGGAAAAGCUUCACCGAAAGGUCGAAUCGCAACCGUCAUCAGAGGACCCACUCGGGACAAAAGCCCUACAAUUGUCUUGACUGUGGAAAGAGCUUCAGUUUCAGGUCCGACCUCAUCCGACAUGGGAUCACCCACACCGGAGAGAGGCCGUACAAAUGCUCGGAUUGUGGGAAAAGCUUCAGCCAUGCCUCAACCCUCAUUCGGCAUGAGAACAUCCACACGGGGGAGAAACCUUACUCCUGCGCGGACUGCGGAAAAUGCUUCACCCAAAGCUCAUCCCUUCUGGCGCACAAACGGCUGCACACCGGAGAGACGCCGUUCAUCUGCCCCAUUUGUGGGGAAAGCUUCAAUUGGAAGUCGCAUCUGGUGACGCACAAGCGGACCCACACUGGGGAACGCCCGUAUAAGUGCGGCAAGUGCGAGAAAAGCUUCAUCGAGAAAUCCAAACUCAACCGGCAUCAGAGGACCCACGCGGAGAAGGAACUCUAUGGAUGUGGGGAGUGCGGGAGAAUCUUUAGCCUCCGAUCCAACCUGAUCCGGCACGAGACCGCUCACCAAGCAGCGAAAUCCCACAACUGUUUGAGCUGUGGGAAAAGUUUCAACCAGGCGGCGAAACUGAUGCGGCAUGAAAGGGUCCACACGGGAGAGAAGCCCUACUCCUGCUCGGGCUGUGGGAAAAGUUUCAGCCAGACUUCCGAACUCCUGCGGCACGAAAGGAUCCACACCGGAGAGAAACCGUACAAAUGCUCGGCCUGCGGGAAGUGCUUCAAUCGCAAAUCACACCUCAGCACUCACGAAGCAACCCACUUAGCUGACCUGCCACGUGGAGGGCUACAAAUCAGGAGAGUCUAUGACAGCAGCUCACUCUUUAUUGCAGGGCUGAGUCCCCACCAGCAGACCCACGCAGAGGGACAGGCGUAUUCGGGCUCAGAAAGUGAAAAAGACUACAGCCACAGUUCGAUCUUCAUUGCGGGGCUGAACCCCAGCAGGCCCACCCACGUAGGUGACCAGCUGCAUGAAUGGCCCAACAGCGAGACCAGUUACGGCCAUUGUUCACUCCUAAUCACUGGAGUCAAUCCACAAGAAGGCACUCAGGCAGAGGAGCCCCUGUUUCAAUGUCUGGACAGAGAGACCAGCUACACUCGUAGCCCGUUGUUUAAAAGCAUAAUGAACCCACACCAGGUGGCCCUUUCGGGAGGCCAAUCAAUUUCCUGCGUGGACCGCGAGAAAAAUUGCAGUGACCCCUCGCUUUUCCAGAAGGAGGACAAACUGUUUAAAUGUUCCGAAUGUGGAAAGAGCUUCAACUGGCAGUCUCAUUUCACUCGGCACAAAAGAAUUCACACAGGAGAAAAGCCGUACUGUUGCACGGACUGUGGGAAAAGUUUCAACCGCAGAUCACACCUUGUUCGACACAGCAGGACCCACAACGGACUGAGCCUGUACUCUCAGACUGUUGAAGAAUCCUCAGUUCAGGACCUGGUUUUCUUAAACCCAAGCGAACCAAUGCAGGAGCGAACAGUGAUUAACACACAGAGUGCGGGGGCUUCCUCCUUCCUUCCUUGCACGAGGUUACCACCUGGAAACCUCACAGUCCUGCCUGCUGAACCCACUCAGGAAUAAAUCUUGUGAAGGUUCAGUGCAGGAUGAAGUAUUAAAGAGCUCAUCCCAGGGAAAAGCUGUGUAUUGGGCAAUACACAGUAGUACAAUAUCCGUUCUCACUAGGCCCAAAUGCCUGUGGCAAGGGAACAGUGGCCUUAACUCUUAGGAAUAAUAGAUGUGGUAAAACUGUUCCUAGCAGGAGAGUUUUUCCAUAAAACAAUUCCAAAUCUCCAUGCUCACUGAAAAGUAGCCUGUCAGGGAGCUAAAUUAGCAGUCUCCCUGAGGUGCUGCUUCUGUACCAGAGGUGUCAAACUCAGUUUCGUUGAGGGCCACAUCAGGAUUGUGUUUGACCUUGAGGGGCCGGGGGGGGCGUGGCUGGGGUGGGUAUGGCCAGAUCAAUGUCACUCGUGGGGGCACCUGUGGUGGCUGAGUGCCCUGCCAGACAAAACAAGGUCCUGAGCUCUAUUUUAGGCUGCAAUGGCCUCCUGCAGCCCUCUGCCAGGGCGCAAUAACCCUCCGGAGUUCCAUUUUGGCUGACAUAGGAUUGCAGGAGGCUGUCGCAGCCAAAAACGGAGCUCAGGAGCCCCUUUUGGCUGGCAGAGACACCGGAGGGGGGUGCGGUUUUUCACUGUCUCCAGGGCAGCCCCACAGGCCAGAUAUAAGUACACUGCGUGCCGCAUUCAGCCCACGGGCCUUGAGUUUGACACCCCUCUUCUAUACCCCUUUUUUAAAUACAAUCCCCGGCUUCUGAUCUCUCGUUCAUGUUCAAAAGAAGGCUAUUAAAAGUUUUCAAUCUGAAGCCAAACCAUGUGGAAGAAUUUCACGCCAAGGAUGUUUUCUCUUUUCCUGCCUUUGCAAAUUCUUCCCGGAGAGCUGAAGUGGGGAAACUUGGCCUCUCCAGUUGUUGCUGUAUUUUCACUAUCAUUCACCUCAGGCAGUGAAUAUCAAGGAUGAUGGGGAUUAGAAUCCAGCAGGGUCUGGAGUGGUAUAGGUGCUCAGUCUCAACUGUUAGGGAAAAUGGUUGGACCACUCAAGAUAAUAAUGGGAUUGUAGAGCUGAAUAGCUCUUAAUAUUGGAAAACUCCUUCCAUUAAAUUAAAUUGAAGUAUUCCAGUAUUAUUCCAGGCUGCCGCAAAGAAGAGAGGGUCAAUUUAUUUUCCAAAGUACCAGAGGGCAGGACAAGAAAC
Thamnophis elegans (Western terrestrial garter snake) is the source of this 5751-nucleotide messenger RNA. Its product is annotated as zinc finger protein 585A-like. The transcript is spliced from 9 exons. The record is from RefSeq and is a predicted model, not a curated record. Lineage: Eukaryota; Metazoa; Chordata; Lepidosauria; Squamata; Natricidae. Bases 558 to 4586 code for a protein of 1342 amino acids.